Amoebophrya sp. A25 is the source of this 5776-nucleotide messenger RNA. The record is from the annotation of a GenBank genome assembly. NCBI's taxonomy places the organism in Eukaryota, Dinophyceae, Syndiniales, Amoebophryaceae.
AUGAUGGGACCCAUUGCCCAUAAUGUAGGAGCACAAUUGGUUAUGGCUGUGGGUUCUUUAGUUCUAUUAUGACUUUAGUUCUAGUGGGUUCUAGUGGUGGGUUCUUUAGUUCUAGUGGAGAAGGUGGUCUAGUAGUUGCAGAGGCUUUUGGUCUAGCAAGACGAUGGCUUCAAGAUCGUAGAUUCUACCUUUCCAUAGGCCUUGUGGUCCUGAAUCGCCUAUAGGGCUUCGGUUUUGCUUUUGGAAGAGGUCUUCAAGAUCGUUCAGGAAUCAUAGAAGUUGUCUGCGACGCAUAUAGUGCCACGAGUAAGUUUGAAAAAUACACCACGUCGUACAACUUCUACACCGUCUCCGUCUUAUGAUAUAUUUACACGAUGCACUAGUCCCUGUAUUUUUGGUCUAACUCGUCUGGUUCAACAAUUUUGCUGUUUUUUGUUAUAAAUCUACGGGGUAAUGCUGUUUUUUGUUAUAAAUCUAGGGGGUAACCUUGUGCUAAUGUCUGCUUGUUCUAAUAAAUCUUGAAUCUUGAAUCUACAUAUCAUGUCUACUUGUUCUAAUCGGCGCCUCUUGAAAGAUCUGAAGGGCGUUCACACUGCCGUGCGCGAGUUCCUGCUUAAUACCAAGCGAGACGCUGAGAAAAACGCCGCUUCGUCACCGAAUCUAGCACAACAAUACUUACGGCUGCUUUUCAUCCAUCUCAUUCUCAAGAAGCAUCCUAGGACGUUUCCCUAAUGAGUCUCCGGAGGAGUCUCAUCGCGAGAAGGAUCCUAGGGAUGGAGGCUCCAAGAUGGAGGCUCUCCAGCUCAAGAUGGAUCAGGAUCGUGAGCAGCUCCUCUAAAAUACUUUUUCUUUCUGUAUAGUGUGACACAGCACAUACUGGAGGUGUGCGUCACAGCGGAAGAAGGCAGACUCACCUCAGGUGGAGGAAGGGGGUGCAACUAUAAUUAUGGCUCGUGAAGAACACUCAUCUGAGUGUACUAUGUAUUAAUGACCCAGCUGCGGGGAGGUCGUUGCUCUCGGAAUACAAAAAAACUGGGAUCACCCUUUCGGCGUUCUCGGAAUACAAAAAAAAAGCGGUGCCCUGUAGAGGCACCCUGACUGACUGACUGACUGACUGACUGAUGUGUCCUCUCUGUCAUCUCAGGCACAAGCACCUGGAUGAUUUUUUUUAGUAGAAGACAGAAAUGUGCCAGGAAUCUAACCUGCGUCUUCGUACCAAGAGGUAGAAGAGUUCCUGAGCGAGGUGUCGAAGACUUGGGGGGUAGGACCGAUGCAUCCUACGAUGCAGACCGCUAUGGCAGUGCAGCUUGUGGAGCAGAUACUACUGCAGGCUGAACAAGGAUUAUGGUUUGUAACUCUCUCCGUCAUGAAGAGACUUUAGUUUAAGUCUCAGUCAGCGGGUAGAAUUCGUCCGGGUAGAAUUCGUCAGGCAGAUUGCCGAGUAGAUUCGUAUCAAUAUCAAGUCUCUUCUUUUAAAGCCCGAGUGCACCGUCUGGGACAACAAGUUGUCAACUCAGCACGACACUUUAUUAAAAUUAUAGAAGCAAGUAGACGCAUUUUUAUCUUCUUCCUCGGUUAAUUCAUUCUAUCUCGAAAAAAAUAAAAGCUCUAAAAUUUUCAGACGAGUUGGAUGUGGAUCUGGUCGUUGCCACCUUGACACCGUUGUUGCGUUUCCUCGCACCGUCUUACCGAAUCCAGCUUGCGCACCACUUGCACACGAAGCUAACACUUUUGACUGGAGCGAAUGCAGUCAUAAAGUUUAUGCUGGAUUGUAGAUGAGGUUGGAAGUUCUUUUUCUUGGUUCCCAUCUUCAGGCAACUCCUUCUGGGACCAAGAUGCCUCUGAAGAUGGAUUUCUUGUAGCGUUAAUUGCAGCUCUCUUUUUACCGUAGUUAAUACAGCUCUUUUGAGUUGUCACGUGGUUCGCAAAUGAAUGACUCAAUGAAUGAAUGAGUGAAUGAAUGAAUCUCUUUCCUAGAAGGUAUUAACUAUGCAUGAAUCUCUUUCUUUUUACCGUAGUUAAUACAACUACGGUGUAAGGCUUACGUAGAGGGUUCCCAUCUUCCCACGCGGUUCCUUCCCACGCAGCACCCACGUCGAGGUCUUUUUACUGGUGGAUUCCAUUUCCAUUGGACUUCAGAAAAUUCCUUACGUAUAGAAGCCCUUUUUUUCAACGCCGCUUCCCAAAAUACUUCUAAGAGAGUGACAGACUUACACGCAAAAUUGAUCAAUUAUGCGCCAGGGAAGGCGCGCGCUGCCGUGUCAAGAGCAGCCAGGGAAAGUAGGGUCGGUGCCGCGGCUGGAGAGCAGAGGGUAGUAAAUAAUCUUGGUUAGGCCGCAAUUUCUUGCCGAUCCAAGCACUGUUCCUUAUCCUGGAUCCUGUAAUUAGAUCACGAAUGAAAACGAGUCUUCUGUAAAUCAUCACUGCAAACGAGUCUUCUGUUAAAGAAAAACAACUUUUUACAUCAAACAAGGGAUCUUCCAUAUGACAAAUCUGGAUCUACAUUAUGAACCACACCUACACAGCUCCAGCUAAACGCGACGGAUGAACUAGCAGACUUUUUUGAUGAAGAGGAACCAAAAAAGCGGCACUGGUUCGAAGAAGAAGAUGUGGCUGUACUCCCUGGAUCUAAAAAAGUCAAGAGAACGGCGAAUGAUGAUUAUGACCGACUUCCCUCUCUUUGAACAAGCAACAACAACAACAACAGCAUUCCCUGUUCUCGCUUAACAACAACAUGUGUUCCCCGUUAAAAACUACAACAACAUUGUUUCAAUCGUCUCUCGUUCCUAUACUGCCCAAGCUGCACAGCCAACCCUAUGUGCCCAAGCUGCACAGCCAACCCUAUGUGCCCAAGCUGCACAGCCAACCCUAUGUGCCCAAGCUGCACAGCCAAUCCUAUAUGCCCAAGCUGCACAGCCAAUCCUAUAUGCCCAAGCUGCACAGCCAACCCUAUACUAACCAAGCUCCUACCAACCUCCAACCAUCUUAAGCUACCAAGCUCUAACUUCUCGAAUCUUCCCGAAGCAAUCGAGCAGGAAACAAGUCGAAGAGUGCGAGUUCUUCGGAUUCGCAUAAGCCUCAAGCCCGCAUGGAGGACGUCAUGGACGAUGAGGAUGAGCAAAUUGCCGGUCAAGAGGAUGAUCUCUUGGCGGAUUGAAAGGCUAUAAAAAUUUUAUAAUAGGGAUACUAGGAGGGAUAGGAGAUCAAGAGGAUGAUCUCUUGGCGGAUUGAAAGGCUAUAAAAAUUUUAUAAUAGGGAUAGGGAUAGAAGGGAUAGGAGGAGAUCAAGAUACUAGGAUAGUGACAAGUUGUUUGUUGUAGGAUAAUUUGAUGAGACAAUUUUCAUCUCAUCCAUUCUGAAUGUCUGUCUCCUGCCUAAGCCAAAUUGAUGAGACUUACUCUAUGGGGAGUACUUUUUUAUCAUUAAUACCGAUGUAUCUUACUGUAGUUUUUACAAGAUUGAUGUUGAGGGAACUUGGAUUUUUGAUCGAACAAGAAACUGUUCUACUGCACUGGUUAGCCUCACAAGUAGACAAUGAUAGCUACAGAAGAGGAGUGUUUGCUUUCUCUGCGCCCACCACUGCUGGUGCGUCGAACUCUUCGAAAAACUUGUAAAGAGGAAGUGAGAAAGACGACGAGGAAUCUCUCAACACUUAGAGAAGACGUUAGAGGUGUCUUCUUCGCAGAGAAUCACGCUUAGCUUGACACUUUCAUUACGCUCUUUUUAAGUAGUUUACGUAUAUGGAAUCUUCCUGAUAACUGCAAGACCUCCUUCAUGACUCUUGAUGAUAUAUAACUGCAAGGUGAAGAAGACCUUCAUGACCUUGAGUGAAAGAAGUCUGAAUGUGAGCAGGAGGGCGCUGCCUGGACUCCUUCCGAAGACCAGGUAGGUGUCGCGACGUGGAGGCUUAUCUUCGGGACGUCGAGGAGAACAGCAUCAACUUUUUGCGUGUCUACAAAUAGGAAGAUGAAGAGCUCCUGCCUGAAGACAAAUAAGACCACGAAUAAGAGGACAAUGAACUACCCGAACAUGAUCAGGAAAAAUAGUGCUGCUGUUCUUGGAGUUGGUGUGGUUUUGCCCUGCCUUCUCGUUCUCCCACCUCUAGUUAUGGGCAACGUCAACCCAUCUCUGACGCCACUUUUUAACCAGUUUCUACUUGAAAUGAGCUAAAAGAUGUUCUAAAAGAUGGGUUGUUGGUGCAUCUAAUCUCGCUCUACUUCAUACUAGUUCUUGUUGUGAUUAUAUAGUGGUGGCAUUCCUUCGGGGAUGCAAGAGAACGAAAGAGAGGCGGCCAGCCUGGGGCGUCUUCCACCUCCCCCAUUGCGUGCCAGGGCCUCGGCUCUCGUGAGGUGAUGAACCGCCAGCGGCGCAGCAGGAGCGAGGGGCGCGUUGGCUUCCGUGCUUCGUUUCUUCUGGGUAUCCAAAGCGAGGAGAGCCCCACAGCCUCGGCAGGCCGGUGCCGCCUCGUUUUCUUCCAAAGGAAGGCAAAAGGGCAAGGCCAUGGCUGUGAAGCCGUGGGGAGAUUCGGCGGGCUGGUUGGCUGCGCUGGGUGGUUGCUUCCUCAGCCCGUGUCGUGUGGUGUCGUGUGUGCGGUCUGGUGGCUCGCCUCGCCCUCGCCGGGAUCCGUCCGCCCCCCUCCGCCAUCUUCCCUUGGUUGUCAGUUCUUUGCACCCUCCUCGCCUGCGGUCGUUGUGGAGGGUGGACCCCAGCCACGGACCCGCGCACCGGUCGCCAGCCCCUAGCCCCUGGCUGGCAGACAACGCGCCAAACCUACACAGAGCCUCCGUUUUGGCUCUGGUCGCUCCGCUCUGGUAGCUGAGUUGAGGAGGCCAAGGCGGAUCUGGUCACUUAUGGCGGGGCCCCCCUCAUGAACACCCGCCGCCGGCUCCGCAGCUGGAGUUUUUCCCCCGCCAGUCUGGACCCGUCGACGGCAAGGCCCCCUGGAGACUGAACAUGGGUGACGCCCAACCCUGCACGGCAGAACCGUGCAAGGCCCCGCGCGUUGAUGAGUCCCCAGACAUACAGACGCGCGUCUAUCUACUAGAAAGAAAAAGAGCCCUUAUCUUUCUUUAGAUCUUAAAAGUACUACUUUUCUUCCACUACUUGUAUAAAGAUAAGCACUCUCCUCCGCUUUAGUCAAUAUCCGACUUUUAUUGCAAGAAGAGUACUAGAGGGACUCACGACUCGAUCGCAUUCUCGCUUGAGGUAGUUCUAGUUGUGUUGAUGUGCUGCCUCUAAUCGAUUGCUACCUUCGGGAAUUGUGUUUUUCUGAUGGUUACGCUCUUCUGCUUCAAGAGGUAGUGUGCGCUCUGCUACUUCAAGAUGCAUGUAGUGGAGGGAUGAGGGAGCCCCCGGACUGGACGAGUACAUGCCGGAAGAGUACUGCAAGAUGUAGAGGGGCUCCUGUUGGUUCGACCUGCCGAUUAAUAUCUGCCAAUUAAUAUCUUCUGAUUUGCUCCUGCACCUGCAGAGUGCGACGGACUCGAUCAAACACAGAAACUCAAAUUCUUUGAUGAAAGUUUUCUUCACAUUUGUUCUAACCUGACGUGUCGACUAACGCGAUCCAUCUCUGAAAUUAAGGCAACAAUGAAUUGCAAGUAACAGUAAAUCAACAAGUAGAUGUAGAAUUACUGGACGAUUUCUUAAAACACGUUCACGUAUGCAGACAUGUACACAGCAGAGGAUACUGACAACAUUAUUAUGGCAGUUCUCUUCUAGUAGUAGGAUCCCUCAUCUUACACUAUCAGCAACGACGAACAGGCAGUCGAGAUUUAGC